GUUCUGUCAGACAUGCAACUGUACUAAUAUUUUGAACGAGAAGUGUUGAAUCUGAACAGCAACGAGCGGCUCCAAUCACUUUGAUUCACCAUUGCUGCUUAUUAAAAAAAACUUCAGCCUGUGUAGACAGAGACGGAUUUCACGGUUUCCAGCGCCACCGUGCUGUAGAUUCCUUCGCUCGCUCGCAGUUGUUCGUCGUCGAGAAUUGCCCAAGAAAAUCUGCUCCUGCAACACUGACAACGAUGCAGCGAGCAGCCCGAUUGAAGCAUGAGCUGCGGAUGCUGGCCAGUGACCCACCGCAUGGCGUAACCUGCUGGCUGGUGGAAGAUAGUAAUUGUGAGCUCGAGGCACAGAUCCUGGGCCAGGAGGGAACGCCGUACCACCGCGGUGUCUUCAAACUGCUCAUUCACCUGCCCGAGCGCUAUCCGUUUGAGGCGCCCAAGGUGCGUUUUUCCACACCAAUCUACCACCCGAACAUUGACAACGGUGGUCGUAUCUGCCUGGACAUCCUCAAGCCACCGCCAUCGGGAAGCUGGAGACCCAGUAUGAACAUUGCCUCUGUCCUCACGUCCAUUCUGCUUCUGAUGGCAGAGGCGAACCCUGACGACCCUCUCAUGGUGGAUAUCUCUACCGAGUUCAAGCAAAACCGCACGCAAUUCACGCGUACUGCCUGCGCAUGGACGGUGAAGUUUGCCUCCGGGGAGAAUGUCGGCGCUUCGAGUAUGUGUCACGCUGAUUCUCGCAGUGCAGCUGAGCUGCCCCGGGCGGUGAGUACCCCGCUUAGUGACACUGCUAGCCGCACGCGCUCUGACGAGCUUGCGGACGCCAUGAAAACCGCCGCCAUGCCGUCGGGAGCGACGCGAGGCGGCAGUUUGCUGAAGCGCCGCCAGCCAAUCGCCGCCGCCGCCCCUUCAGCUGCUUCCGCGGUGGCAUGCGACACGCGGCAACCUGCCAGUGGCAAGCCUGAUGCAAUCUCACUUACAAAAGACCGACCUAGUGCCGAAGCGCUGAGAUCGGAAUCGCACCCGCUACCGCAUUCAACAGCUGGCCACCUGGCCAUGUCGCUCAAGCCCAGUGUUCCACCCGUAAGUUCACAUGCUGCUGCUUCAUGGCCAAGCAAUGCGGAUUACCGGCAUACAGGGGAACAGCGAGACAUGGCAUCUCCCGCCACAACGACACAACACAAUCCCGCGACUCUGGUGUCUAGGGCACAGCAAGCGGACGCGGUCGAUUGCGUCGUUAUCGACGAUUCGGACGACACCGACUACGUUUCCGACAACGAGCCCGCCACCUAUAUGAGUGACGUGAUGGCGUACACCCGCCGGGGCAUCCGUCCGGCAGGAGCCAUGAAGCGUUUCGCCAGCGAUGGGGACGACGACGACGACGAAUGCAGCGCAAAGCGAGUGUGCUACCCGCCGGACACUGACUACCGAUCUGAUGAGGACAUCCUUUGAGUAAUGACUUUAGGAGUGUCUUAUUUCCCCGAUUGUAAGGCGCACCCCGUGUCCAGGUCCAUGUCAUAAUUAUCGCAAUCAAGAGUACUAACUUUGCGGCUAGUUUAGUACUCUUGAUUGCCAUAUUAAAGUUGUUUCCAUGUCAUAUCGUUUCGAUAUAUUCACUUCAGUAGUGAUCAUGCUCGACUGUGAGUUGGCCCUGAAGUUAAGGGUAGAAAAGAUGCGACUUAUAUUCCGGGGAAAUACAGUACUGACAAACCUGCCUUUUUCGAAGAACUGUGCCGACGCCAGCAGCUGCCAUUGACGUUCCAAAGGUGCACUUUAAGACUGCGCUGUGUAUGACCGAUGUCGUACAUACGCGUGCAUUGCAGAUAUGUACAUGGCCCUCGACGACGCUGGAGAUAAGUUUUUGUUGUUGUUGCUGCUACUGCUGCUGCUGCAGUUUGAAGUCUUUUAUUCUCACGAUAGCCAGUGGCCAAUAAGAGAAAGUUGUUUUUGUUGUUGUUGCUACUGCUGCUGCUGCAGUUUGAAGUCUUUUAUUCUCACGAUAGCCAGUGGCCAAUAAGAGAAAGCUGUUGUUGUUGUUAUGUUUUUGUUUCGUUUAGCCGAAGUACUCUGUUUAUGAGUUUGAGGUUCACUUGAUGUGUGUACACCGUGGCGUAGAUAUGAGGCGAUCAUUUAUCUUUAGGAACACAUAAUGGAUACCAGUAGAUGUACAUAAUAUAGUACUAGUAGCCAGGGAGUAGUAAAAUACCGGUUUUUUACUACUCCGGGUAGUAGUUGUAGUUCCUGCUGUCACUCUGCUACAUCUGUAGCAUUGCAAGUCUGGUUUUUUAUUGGAUCUGAUUUACUUUUGAUCUCAUAAGCUUGCUUUAAUAGUGGGUUCUUUUCUCUUCAUGUGUGCUGUUCUCCCUUCCAAAUAACCACCACGCACAUUGCUCACUCUGAUACUCAGAUUGGCCUCCGUA
Sycon ciliatum is the source of this 2422-nucleotide messenger RNA. RefSeq lists its product as uncharacterized. The transcript is spliced from 4 exons. The record is from RefSeq and is a predicted model, not a curated record. NCBI's taxonomy places the organism in Eukaryota, Metazoa, Porifera, Calcarea, Leucosolenida, Sycettidae. The coding region runs from base 243 to 1454 and encodes 403 amino acids.